Magnolia sinica is the source of this 3640-nucleotide messenger RNA. RefSeq names its product leucine-rich repeat receptor-like serine/threonine-protein kinase BAM1. The transcript has 2 exons. Bases 370 to 3366 code for a protein of 998 amino acids. Gene Ontology annotation, molecular function: protein kinase activity; ATP binding; receptor serine/threonine kinase binding. Gene Ontology annotation, biological process: protein phosphorylation. Lineage: Eukaryota; Viridiplantae; Streptophyta; Magnoliopsida; Magnoliales; Magnoliaceae. The record is from RefSeq and is a predicted model, not a curated record.
UCAAAAAUACUUCUUUCCUUCCUUUCCUGGCUUUUUCUCUAUCUAAAGAAGCUGCAACAGCUACAAAACCACUGCUCUGAAAUUCCAGCUCUCCAUCUUCUCUUUCUCAAAGCUUAGAGAAAGAGAAAAACAGGAAUACCUGUUCCUAGAAAGGGAAAAAGGGGAUUUCUGUUCUUCCUUGAAUGUGAAGGCUCUUCUUGAAGAUGCUUGAUUUUCUAAGACUAACAUACUCAGCUGAAGUCUCACAGAUUCCUCCACCUUUUUCUUCUUUUCCUCGUAAAUUCGCUCCCGUCCGAGCAUUUAAACCUGACUUCUGUGCAAAUUCCUUGGAACCCAAUUCGCCGAAACUGAUCUCCAACUGAAAAAAAAAUGAAAAAAAUGGUCCCUUACCUCGUUCUUGCUCUGUUUUCCCUUCUGGGUACUUUCAGUUCUUCUUCCUUGAUCAGUGAUGCCCGUGUCCUAGCUUCAGUGAAACAAGGAUUUGAAUUCUCAGACCUCGCAUUGAACAGUUGGGAUGUGUCCAAUCUGAGCUCGGUCUGCUUGUGGGUUGGAAUUCGGUGUGAGAGGGACCGGGUGGUAUCAGUCAAUGUCUCGAAUUUGAAUCUCUCUGGUUCCAUUUCUCCUGCAAUUUCGGGCUUGGACUGGCUCGUCGAGCUCUCUAUCGACGGAAACAAUUUCUGGGGCGAGAUCGAGCUCUCCAAUUUAACUCACCUGCAGUUGCUGAACAUCUCAAACAAUCAGUUCAAUGGAAGCUUGGAUUGGGACUACUCGGGUUUGAUGAACUUGGAGGUGUUUGAUGCUUAUAACAACAACUUCACUGCUCUUCUUCCUUUGGGGAUUCUGCAGUUGGAGAAAAUCAAAUAUCUAGACCUUGGUGGGAACUUUUUCUUUGGAAAGAUCCCAACAGGUUAUGGAGAUUUGAUUGAGCUGGAGUACUUAUCGCUUGCCGGCAAUGAUCUUCAUGGAAGAAUCCCAGGUGAGUUGGGAAAUCUCACAAACUUAAAACAGCUCUAUUUGGGCUAUUUCAAUGUCUUUGAAGGUGGGAUUCCAAAAGAACUUGGGAAUUUGAUGAAUUUGGUUCAUUUGGAUCUUUCUAGCUGUGAAUUAGAUGGGCCAAUCCCACACCAGUUGGGGAAUCUACAGCUGCUCGACACCCUCUUUUUACAUAUGAAUCUCCUAACGGGCCCCAUCCCGAAGCAGUUGGGAAACCUAACAAGCAUGAUGUAUCUUGAUCUUUCAAACAAUGCACUCACAGGAGAAAUCCCAUAUGAAUUCAACAAUCUCAGGGAGCUGAGACUCUUGAACCUGUUCAUGAACAGACUGCAUGGGUCGAUACCUGAUUUCGUCGCCGACUUGCAGAAUUUGGACACUCUGGGGCUGUGGAUGAACAACUUCACAGGAGUGAUUCCCGAGAAGCUAGGCGAGAAUGGGAAGAUUCAAAUUCUCGAUUUGUCUUCCAACAAGCUCACUGGUAUGAUCCCUCAAGGCCUGUGUUCUUCUACUCAGCUUAGGAUACUGAUUCUCUUGAAGAAUUUCCUGUUUGGGCCGAUUCCGGAUUGCUUAGGGUCUUGUCUGGGUCUUACUAGAGUUAGGAUGGGGCAGAACUAUUUGAAUGGCAGCAUUCCAAAUGGUUUCCUAUACUUGCCUCAGCUAAAUCUAGUGGAGUUGCAAAACAACUAUCUAUCAGGAACCUUCUCUGAGAAUACCAACAGUAGCGUUAGGCCAGCCAAACUGAGUCAGCUCAAUCUAGGGAACAAUCUCCUAUCUGGGUCUCUCCCAUCUUCCAUUUCGAAUUUCUCUUCCCUCCAAAUUCUCCUCCUAAACAAUAACCAAUUCACCGGGCAGAUCCCAUCCUCAAUCGGGGAACUGAAUCAAGUACUAAGGCUUGAUCUCAGCCGAAACAUGUUCUCUGGUGAAAUCCCACCCAGGAUAGGAAGCUGCUCCCAUCUUGCCUAUCUAGACUUGAGCCAGAACAAUCUCUCUGGUCAUAUUCCAUCUGAGAUUGCCGAAAUCCGUAUACUGAAUUACCUGAAUUUAUCAAGAAACCACCUCAACCAGACCAUACCCAAAUCGCUCGGCAUCAUGAAAAGCCUGACGGCUGCUGAUUUCUCCUUCAAUGAUCUCUCCGGGAAGCUGCCUGAAACAGGACAGUUUGCGUUCUUCAAUGCGUCAUCCUUCGCAGGCAAUCCCCGCCUCUGCGGCCUUGUCCUAAACAAUCCAUGUAAUGUCACUUCAAUUACCGUUGGACCCAAAAGAGUCCCAAGCGAUUUCAAGCUCGUGUUUGCGCUCGGCCUACUCAUUUGCUUUAUAGUCUUUGCUGUCGCUGCGAUCGUCAAGGCCAGGUCCUUCAAGAAACAUGGUUCGGAUUCGUGGAAGCUGACUGCAUUUCAGAAGCUGAGCUUCAUGGUCUCUGAUGUGCUCGACUGCAUGAAGGAUAGCAAUGUGAUUGGAAGAGGAGGGGCUGGGAUUGUCUACAUGGGAAAAAUGCCGAAUGGGGAAGAGAUUGCUGUAAAGAAGCUGCUUGGAUUUGGGAACAACAGCCACGACCAUGGGUUUAGAGCUGAAAUUGAAACACUGGGGAAUAUCAGGCACAGGAAUAUAGUGCGGCUGAUAGCGUUCUGCUCGAAUUCUCAGACAAAUCUGCUAGUGUAUGAAUACAUGAGAAAUGGGAGUUUGGGAGAAGCAUUGCAUGGGAAGAAGGGUGGAUUUUUGGGGUGGGAUUUGAGAUACAAGAUUGCAAUAGGAGCUGCCCAAGGGCUGUGUUAUUUGCACCAUGACUGCAGUCCUCUGAUUGUUCAUAGAGAUGUGAAAUCUAACAACAUUCUCUUGAAUUCGAGCUUCGAGGCCCAUGUUGCUGAUUUCGGGUUGGCCAAGUUCUUGCAGGAUGGCGGCACAUCCGAGUGCAUGUCAGCAAUCGCGGGUUCGUAUGGCUACAUUGCUCCAGAGUAUGCAUAUACACUCAAGGUGGACGAGAAAAGUGACGUCUACAGCUUCGGCGUGGUACUUCUGGAGCUCAUAACUGGGCGUCGUCCGGUGGGGGAGUUCGGCGAUGGGGUGGAUAUCGUCCAAUGGGCCAAACGGGCCACCAACAGUCGGAAAGAACAAGUCAUCCAGAUCAUUGAUCCCAGGCUCACUGCGGUCCCAGCGGACGAGGCAAUGCAUGUGUUCUUCAUUGCCAUGCUAUGCACUCAGGAGAACAGUGUUGAGCGGCCGACAAUGAGGGAGGUUGUCCAGAUGCUCGCGGAGUAUCCCCGGCAUGACCCCAAUGACAAAGCCAAUGCUUCCAGCCCUCAGCAGCUACUGAAGAAUCCCGAUAAGGCGAUGAUGAUUGAAGGCCUUAAAGUCCCCCCUGAUCUCUUGAUAUGAAUAACUUGCAUUGCAAAUGAUCAUGCCCAAGCAAGCUUAAUUGUCAAAAAAGGGGGAAGAGAUUAAAAGGAAAAAAAAAAAACCAUUGUCUAGGAAUAACAAUGCAUUUGUUUUUGAAGGGGGUGUGUAUCAAAGUAGGCUUACAUUAGAUAAGAGGGCUGCGUCAUGUUUGGGCAUUUUGUAUUAUAAAAAUAUCAUAUCACAUCCAUUGCUUUUUUGGGGGGGGAGUUCUUUUUGUAUUUCUUAAAGAGUUAUAUUCCAUGCAAGUUUUUUA